AUGCAUCAGAGUAACAGCAGUUUGCUCCACCUAGGUCUGAGUGGGCGUGUAGGGGGUCAGGAGGACGCGGAGAGCCCAGAGCAGGCUAACCUGUCCGGAGAAUCGCUCCACAACCUCUCGUUGGACUGCUGGCUCCAUCUCCUCUCCAGAGACUCUGCUCCGGAGCUGUAUGGGGACAGCGCGAACAUGACGAUGCGAGUGGUCAUUGCUCUGGUCUACCUGGUGGUGUGUGCUCUGGGGCUGGUGGGAAACCUCCUGGCGCUGUUCCUUCUCCACUCCCGCCACCAGUUGCACCACUCGUCUAUUGACUUCUUUGUGAGGAGCCUGGCCGUGACUGACCUCCAGUUCGUCCUCACCCUGCCCUUCUGGGCUGUGGACACUGCCCUGGACUUCCGCUGGCCCUUCGGCAGGGUCAUGUGUAAGAUUGUUAGCUCUGUGACCACCAUGAACAUGUACGCUAGCGUCUUCUUCUUGACGGCCAUGAGCGUGGCUCGCUACUGCUCCCUCGCCUCCUCACUGAGGAUAAGCAGCCCAAAAAUGGCUGCGGCUCGUGCCAAGUGGGCCAGUUUUGCCAUCUGGGUGGUGUCACUGGCGGUCACGAUGCCCCACGCCAUCUACUCCACCACAGUCCAGGUGUCGGCGGAUGAUGAGCUGUGUCUCGUCCGGUUUUCUGGAUCUGCCUCGGGACACUGGGACUCUCAGAUUCUACUGGGCCUCUACCAGACACAGAAAGUACUGCUGGGAUUUGUGGUUCCCUUGGUAGUGAUCAGCGUGUGUUACCUCCUCCUGAGCCGGCGAGUCAGUGGCGUAGUUGGCAGCGUUGGGGUCAUGGAGAGUUCAGAGAGGUCCCAUCAACGGCGCCGCUCCAAAGUGACCCGCUCAGUGACCAUCUUGGUGCUCUCCUUCUUCCUCUGCUGGCUGCCCAACCAGGCUCUGACACUGUGGGGAGUGCUGAUCAAAUUUGACCUGGUGCCCUUUAGUAAGGCCUUCUACAAUGCCCAGGCCUAUGCUUUCCCUCUGACUGUUUGCUUGGCUCACACCAACAGCUGCCUGAACCCCGUGCUGUACUGCCUGAUGCGACAGGAGUACAGGGCCGGACUCAAGGAGCUGCUGCUCCGAGUCUCGCUGUCCAUCAGGAACUUUCUCACCCUGGCUCUGAGGGGGAAAAGAGUGGAGGAGGCACCGCCUAGCAUGGUGGUUACACACAAGGAUGUCAACGUGUGACUGACUGGAGGGCCAUAA
Messenger RNA from Oncorhynchus keta (chum salmon), 1242 nucleotides. RefSeq names its product relaxin-3 receptor 1-like. The transcript has 3 exons. Gene Ontology annotation, biological process: G protein-coupled receptor signaling pathway; immune response. The coding region runs from base 1 to 1224 and encodes 407 amino acids. Lineage: Eukaryota; Metazoa; Chordata; Actinopteri; Salmoniformes; Salmonidae. The record is from RefSeq and is a predicted model, not a curated record. Gene Ontology annotation, molecular function: G protein-coupled receptor activity. Gene Ontology annotation, cellular component: membrane.